CAUUUUUCUCUCUCUAAUAAUAUUCUCCACAACUCCGCAAACACCCAUCAUCUAUAUUUGGGUCGACAUUGUUGGGUUAUCUCUUGCAAUGGCGCAAUUACCUCCUAAAAUACCCAGCAUGACUCAGAAUUGGGCACCCUUCCCCCACCAUAGAAUAAUGCCCUCCAUGGCCAACUUCCUCCCCUCCUCCGCCGGCGUCAACCACCCCCCUUCUUCUCCCCCUCAGCAGCAUCAGUCUUCUUUGUGCUGGAUGGAUGAGUUCCUUGACUUCUCCUCCGCCCGGCGCGGGGCUCACCGCCGCUCGGCCAGCGACUCCAUCGCGUUCCUCGAGUCGCCGUUGAAUGUACUCGACGUCGACGUCGACCACUGCGAGAGGAACCCCACCGUCCACGGCUCCAACAACAUUGCGGGCUCGUUCGACCGCCUCGACGACGAGCAGCUCAUGUCCAUGUUCUCCGACGAUAUCGCCGUCCCUCCCGCCGUCACCUCCUCUUCGAACCCGUCGUCACCGUCCGACCAGAAUAGCAACAACGACGACAACAUGAACACGAACAAUAAUAACGGCAACAUGAACAACGAGAAUGCGAACAACAACAACGUUAACGGCAGCAAUGGCAAUCACCGGCCGAUGAUGAACCUCAGGAUCGACGGCCACCAGCAGCCGAAGAGCGAGCCCGGCGAGGUCGAGAGCUCAUUCGAUCCCAACGAUCCGCAUUCUCAGUCCCCCCGUGCGCCACUGCCGACCUCCCCCGCCGACCCCAAGAGGGUAAAAAGAAUCUUGGCGAAUCGGCAAUCGGCGCAGAGGUCCAGAGUGAGAAAGCUGCAGUACAUAUCGGAGCUCGAACGCAGCGUCACAUCAUUACAGUCGGAGGUGUCGGCGCUUUCACCGAGAGUUGCAUUUCUAGAUCACCAGAGGUUGAUUCUCAAUGUGGACAACAGUGCUCUGAAGCAAAGGAUUGCUGCUUUGGCUCAAGAUAAGCUCUUCAAAGAUGCUCAUCAAGAGGCAUUAAAGAAGGAAAUCGAGAGAUUAAGGCAGGUUUAUCACCACCAAACCCUAAAGAAGAUGGGGAGCAACGGCAAUGGUAAUGGCAAUAACAACAACCAAAACGCCGCCGCGGCUCCACCGCAACAGCCGCAGCAAGCCCUCCAUCACAGCCCGGCGGACAUGAUGCUCUGUACGGAUCACAAUAAGGCGCAGCAGCAGAUUAUGAAUUGAAGAAAACAAGACGAAGAAGAAUUAUCAUACCAGGCAAAGCAGAUUUAAUCUUUUUAUUUUCUUUUAGGGGGGUGGGGUGGGGGGGCUAACUCGGUCCUUUUCAUUCAUUCACGUGAUAUGUUCCCACAAGGGUUGUGGGACCCUUGACAAGGUUUGUAAGAUCGGAUUGGUGGGUGAGGAUGGCUGCGACAUCAACUGGAGCUCAUGGAUAGGGUGCUGA
This is a messenger RNA of Argentina anserina (silverweed cinquefoil), 1436 nucleotides long. Its product is annotated as basic leucine zipper 61-like. NCBI's taxonomy places the organism in Eukaryota, Viridiplantae, Streptophyta, Magnoliopsida, Rosales, Rosaceae. Gene Ontology annotation, cellular component: nucleus. The coding region runs from base 89 to 1216 and encodes 375 amino acids. Gene Ontology annotation, biological process: positive regulation of DNA-templated transcription. The record is from RefSeq and is a predicted model, not a curated record. Gene Ontology annotation, molecular function: DNA-binding transcription factor activity; DNA binding. The transcript is spliced from 4 exons.